UCUGUCAUUUUUGUGCAGCAUGAAACCAUUGCUGACAUGCCUGAUAUGAGCCUGAAGCAUCAGGAGGAGCUUCAUUUCACAUCAGACAGGCACAGAGUUUCCCCCGGAUCCUCUGUGAGUCUGUCUCUCUAAACCGUUGACCUUACAAAUGAGGCACACUGCAUCAUUGUGCGAAUUGGUGUUUGUGGGCGGUGCAAAGUGGAGUAGAGCACAUCAGAGUGCAGGAUAGCAGAGCAGAGCAGAGCAAAGAGAGGCAGGCACAUCCGCCGCUGCAGGGAUCAAAUCUGUACCAUCUGACGCUCAAGGAUUUAUGGGUUUAGUCAAAAUUGCUUUUCCCACUGUGGAGAUUAAGCACCGUAGGAUGUUUUCCACCAAGGCCGUAGAAUAGUGUAGCUGCUGCUGCUGCUGUUGCUGUUGCUGUUUUUCUUCUCUCUUAUCGGCUCCAGAGCUGCGGAGGGGAAUGUCUCAGGACGGCAGAGUGCUCCAAACCCUUGAGGGGAGACGAUUCUGACUGACAGGAGAGGUCCGUCCUCUGGGGAAUGUGAACCAUGCAGGUGGAUACAGUACUUGUGCUUUUCUGCGUUUGGCUCGUCGGUGCAGCAGGGAAGAUGGUCCAGCAGAGGGGUCACAAGCUGGAGACCUACAAACAGAGCAGGUUGCGAAGAGAAACCAACAUGGAUGGAGGUGGAGGUCAGAAACCUGGAGGUCCAAUUUACAAACGUAGUCCAGACAUGACAAAAUCUCCAAUGACAAAGUCUGAGCAACUCCUGAGAAUAGACGACCAUGAUUUUACCAUGAG
Labrus bergylta (ballan wrasse) is the source of this 799-nucleotide messenger RNA. Lineage: Eukaryota; Metazoa; Chordata; Actinopteri; Labriformes; Labridae. The record is from RefSeq and is a predicted model, not a curated record.